CUAACCAGCAAUGGAUAUCUCCAAGCCCGUGGGCUCUGAAAUCACCUCGGUGGACUUUGGUGUGUUGUCGGACGAUGAGAUCCGUAAAUUGUCUGCCAAACAGAUCACCAACCCCACUGUCUUUGACAACUUGGGCCACCCUAUAGGCUCUGGGCUCUACGAUUUGGCACUCGGAGCGUUUCUCAGAAAUGUUUGUACUACUUGUGGUUUGGACGAAAAGUUUUGUCCUGGCCAUUUGGGUCACAUUGAGUUGCCUGUGCCUGUUUACAACCCACUUUUCUUCAACCAAUUGUACAUUUUAUUGAGAUCAACUUGCUUGUACUGUCACCAUCUCAAGUUGAAUGCUUUGGAAGUGCACAAGUACAAAUGCGCUUUGCGUUUAAUUCAGUACGGGUUGUUGUUGGAAGUAGUAGAAUUGGAAAAUAUGUAUGCCAGGGGCCAGUCACACGAAGAAGACGACGAUGAAGACUCUUCCAGCGGUUUAGAUCACAAAGCCAAACAGGAGUUGAUGGACCGUAGAGAAGAGUUUGUGAACACUGCUAUAGCAAAAGCUCUCAGCGAAGGCAGAACCAGCGAACUGGGAGUGAUUACUGCUACUGUAGGCGAAGAAAGAAAGCAUACUGUCCAUGACUUCUACAAGAGAUUGUUGUCCAGACCCAAGUGUGACAACUGUGGAAUGUAUUCGCCUACUUUCAGAAAAGAUGGUUUCACCAAGAUCUUUGAGAAUUCGUUAACUGAUAAACAGAUCACCAACAACAGAGUCAAGGGCUUGAACAGACCCGACAUGUUGCGAAACGGUGCAGCCACUUCAACCAAUAGUACAUCAUCUAGUUCUAGUGACAUGCCCAACAUCAAACAUAAGGGUGGAUCGAAGUACGUUUUAUCAUCUGAAAUCAGAAACAUCUUAAGGGCUUUAUUUGUCAACGAACAAGAUGUCUUUCAAAUGGUUUUCCACUCAAGACCUUACCAAAAAGAGACAGUUGUAGCUGAUAUCUUCUUUAGACAGGCUCUUUUGGUACCUCCUACGAGAUUCAGAUUACCUUCCAAGUUAGGAGAUGAAAUCCAUGAAAACGCACAGAACGAGUUGCUCUCCAAUAUCUUGAAAACUGCAUUAUUGAUCAGAGACUUGAACGAUCAGAUCUCGUCCUUGGUCAAGGGCAAGAUUUCUCUCGAUGAGAGAAAGAUCGUGUUCAACAGAUUGAUGAACUCGUUCGUCACUUUGCAAAACGAUGUCAACGCCUUCAUUGACUCUACUAAGAACCAGAACUCUCCAGCUGGAAAGGUUCCAAACCCUGGUAUCAAGCAGGCUUUGGAAAAGAAGGAAGGUUUAUUCAGAAAACACAUGAUGGGUAAGAGAGUCAAUUACGCUGCUCGUUCCGUCAUUUCUCCAGACCCCAAUAUCGAAACUAAUGAGAUUGGUGUUCCACCGGUUUUUGCUAAGAAAUUGACCUACCCCGAGCCAGUAACUGCUCAUAACGCUGCUGAGUUGAGACGUGCCGUCAUUAAUGGUCCGGACAAGUGGCCUGGUGCUAUCCAGGUCCAAAACGAAGACGGUUCAUUGAUUUCGUUGAUUGGUAUGACGUUGGAACAGCGUAAAACCAUAGCCAACCAGUUGUUGACCCCAUCAAAUGGUGCCACCAUACUCAAUAAGAAGGUUUAUAGACAUAUCAAGAACCACGACGUGGUAAUCAUGAACCGUCAGCCUACUUUGCAUAAGGCCUCUAUGAUGGGCCACAAGGUUAGAGUGUUACCAGGUGAAAAGACCUUGCGUUUGCACUACGCCAACACUGGUGCUUAUAAUGCCGAUUUUGACGGUGACGAAAUGAACAUGCAUUUCCCACAGAACGAAAAUGCUAAGGCAGAAGCUUUGAACUUAGCUAAUACUGACUCUCAGUACAUUACACCAACAUCCGGAUCUCCAUUGAGAGGUUUGAUCCAAGAUCACAUCUCUGCCGGGGUUUGGUUGACUUCCAAAGAUUCUUUCUUCACCAGAGAAAUCUACCAGCAGUUGAUCUAUGGAUGUAUCAGACCAGAAGAUGGCCACAGCACCAGAAGCAAACUCAUUACUGUUCCCCCAGCUGUUUUCAAGCCACAGCCUUUAUGGACAGGUAAGCAAGUAAUAACUUCUAUCUUGUUGAAUAUCACUCCAGAUAACGUUCCAGGUAUCAACUUGGUGUCCAAGAACAAGGUCAAGAACGAGUACUGGGGCGAGGGAUCCAACGAGAACGAAGUUCUUUUCAAGAACGGUGAAUUGUUGUGCGGUAUCUUGGAUAAGUCGCAGUAUGGUGCUACGCAAUUCGGUAUAGUCCACUCUUUGCAUGAAGUGUAUGGUGCUGCUGUAGCAGGUAAAGCAUUGAGUGUACUUGGUAGACUUUUCACGAAUUACAUCAUGAUGACAGCCUUCACAUGUGGUAUGGACGACUUGAGACUUACCGAGGAGGGUAAUUCUUGGAGAAGAGACAUCUUAAAGCAGUCUGUAGAUAUCGGUAGAGUUGCUGCUGCGGAAGUCACCAAUUUGGACAGUAAAUCUACUGGAAACCACGAUCCUGAGUUGUUGAGACGUUUGGAAGAGAUUUUGCGUGAUGAUAACAAGUUGGGCAUUCUUGAUGCUGUUACCCAGUCCAAGGUGAAUACCAUCACUUCUCAAGUCGUUGCCAAGUGUGUUCCAGAUGGAACUAUGAAGCGUUUCCCAUACAACUCUAUGCAAGCUAUGGCUUUGUCUGGUGCCAAGGGGUCCAAUGUCAAUGUUUCUCAAAUCAUGUGUCUUUUAGGGCAACAGGCCCUUGAAGGUAGAAGAGUACCGGUUAUGGUUUCUGGUAAGACUUUACCUUCUUUCAAGCCAUUUGAGACUGAUGCCAGAGCCGGUGGCUACAUCAAGGGUCGUUUCUACUCUGGUAUCAGACCUCAGGAGUACUAUUUCCAUUGUAUGGCUGGUCGUGAAGGUUUGAUCGAUACAGCUGUCAAGACAUCUAGAUCAGGUUACUUGCAGCGUUGUUUGACCAAACAAUUGGAAGGUGUCCAUGUCAGUUACGACAACUCGGUCAGAGACGGUGACGGCACCUUGAUCCAGUUCUUGUACGGUGGAGACUCUAUUGAUACGACCAAACAGUCUCACAUGAACCAGUUUAAGUUCUGUGCUGAGAACUACGAUGCCUUGUUGGCCAAAUACAACCCUGGUGAAUUGACCCACCAUUUGGAUACCGAAACUGCCUUACACUACUCCAAGAAGGUUCGUAAGAACAUGAAGAAACAAGGCAAAUUGCCUCACUAUGAACAGCAGAUCAAGUACGACCCUGUCUUGUCGGUGUACAACCCAGCCAAGUACUUGGGUUCUGUCUCUGAAAAAUUCCAAGAGAAGUUGGACGACUUCGUCAAGGACAAUGAAGACAUUUUCGCCAAGUCAAAGGAAGAAGCCAAGUCUACUGGAAAGUUGACGGAAAAGAAGUUCAGAGCAUUGAUGCAAUUGAAGUACAUGAGAUCAUUGAUCAAUCCCGGUGAAGCUGUGGGUAUCAUUGCCUCUCAGUCUAUUGGUGAACCUUCUACCCAGAUGACAUUAAACACUUUCCAUUUCGCUGGUCACGGUGCUGCCAACGUGACGUUGGGUAUUCCUCGUAUGAGAGAAAUUAUUAUGACAGCUUCUGCUGCCAUCAAGACACCACAGAUGACUUUGCCUAUUUUGGAUGAUGUGUCUGACGACCAGGCUGAUGCCUUCUGUAAGUCUGUAGCAAGAGUUGUGAUGUCGGAAUUCAUUGACAAGGUUCUCGUGACUGAAACCACGUCUACGUCCGAAGAUGGAACUAACUCCAGAUCGUACAUCAUCAACUUGAAGUUCUACACACGUAAGGAGUACGAAGAGGCCUAUGACAUCUCUCAGGAUCACUUGGAAGACGUCAUCACGAGCACAUUCUUGCACGCUUUAGAAGCCCAGAUCGUCAAGGAAGUCAAAAAACAGAAGAGACCAGACUCUUUGCCUAAUAUCGGAAAGUCUGCUGGCAAGACUGAUUUGGAAUCGAUUUCUGCCAAGGUUACAGAAAUCAACGACGAUGAAGAUGCCUCAGAUGAAAAAUCUAGAAACAAGGGCAAAGAAGCUGUCUCUUACGACGGUCCAGAUGAUGAGGAAAUUGAAACUAUGAAGAAGGCCGAAGAAACCUCGGAUGAAGAGAUGGUUGACGAUGAUGAUGAUGAUGACGACUCGUCUUCCUCUUCUGAAGAUGAAUCCUCUGACGAAGAAAUGGAAGAAGAAAAGAACACAACAAAGGAAUUAUCUAGAACUGCUAAGGACCGUCAGGCCGAGGUUAUUUCUUCUCACAAUAUGGUGACGAAGUUUGACUUCGAUGAUGAAAACGGUGAAUGGUGUGAAUUCAAAUUGGAGUUGAAUGGUAACGAAACGCAAAAGUUGUUGAUGGUUAACAUAGUCGAAGACUUGUGCCGUAAGGUUGUUGUUCGUGAGAUUCCACAGAUUGGUCGUUGUGUUCAUCCACAACCAGAUGCCAGUGGUAAGAGAAUCUUGACCACUGAAGGUGUCAACUUCAGAGCCAUGUGGGAUCAAGAUGAUUUCAUUGACGUCAACAACAUCACCUCUAACGACGUUGCUGCUGUGUUGAGAACAUACGGUGUUGAAGCUGCUAGAAACACUAUUGUCAACGAAAUCUACAGGGUCUUUGACACCUAUGGUAUCAGUGUGUCCAGUCGUCAUUUAGACUUGCUCGGUGAUAUGAUGACUAGAGAGGGUACCUACUUGGCUUUCAAUAGACAGGGUAUCGACUCUUCUACCUCUGCAUUCAUGAAGAUGUCGUAUGAAACCACCUGUCAAUUUUUGACCAAGGCCGUUUUGGAUGGUGAUCGUGAAGACUUGGAGUCACCAUCUGCUCGUAUUGUUUUAGGUAAAUUGUCCAACGUUGGUACUGGUUCGUUCGAUGUUUUGGCACAAUUGGGUAAAGUGUGAUUUCCAUUUGUGAACAUGUUUUCAUUUGUACAUUAAUUUGUACAUUGUAUUCGUAUUUUGUUUUUUGCAUAUAGAUUAAUAUAAAAAGUAUAGUAUCUU
This is a messenger RNA of Scheffersomyces stipitis CBS 6054, 5044 nucleotides long. RefSeq names its product DNA-directed RNA polymerase I core subunit (gene RPA190). The record is from RefSeq and is a predicted model, not a curated record. Gene Ontology annotation, biological process: DNA-templated transcription. Gene Ontology annotation, cellular component: RNA polymerase I complex. The transcript has a single exon. Gene Ontology annotation, molecular function: DNA binding; DNA-directed RNA polymerase activity. Bases 11 to 4945 code for a protein of 1644 amino acids. Lineage: Eukaryota; Fungi; Ascomycota; Pichiomycetes; Serinales; Debaryomycetaceae.